Talaromyces proteolyticus is the source of this 783-nucleotide messenger RNA. RefSeq lists its product as uncharacterized. Gene Ontology annotation, molecular function: protein binding. NCBI's taxonomy places the organism in Eukaryota, Fungi, Ascomycota, Eurotiomycetes, Eurotiales, Trichocomaceae. The record is from RefSeq and is a predicted model, not a curated record. Bases 1 to 783 code for a protein of 260 amino acids. The transcript is spliced from 2 exons.
AUGCCUCCCACAAGCUCUAAUAAUGAUCUGAAAAGCCUUUUAACUCCAGUCUGCUCGCAGAAUGUCGUAGAUUUCUGGUUCGGACAUUUCGCCAAUGGUGAGGAGAUGAUCAUGCCUAGUCAAAAGGCUUACACGCGCUGGUUCAGCAGAGAUCCGGAAUUCGACCGUGCCUGUGUUGAGCAAUUCCAUCCCACCUUGGAAGGUAUUCGACAACGGAAUCUAUCAGCCGAUGAGCUUCUAGAAUUGACCAAUCCGGCAUCUUCUCUAGACUGGCUUGGAGUGAUUCUUCUGCUGGACCAGAUCACGCGGAAUUGCUAUCGGGGUUCGGAAUCAGCAGUCGUGUUCAAUGUCUUCGAUCCUCUAGCCAGGGAAAUUGCGCUUCGCGCAAUCAGCCGCCGCGAUGUGGUUGAGUCACCUGAAAUAAAGUUCUAUCUUGCCAGGAGAAUGUGGUUUGGACUACCGCUUAUGCACUCGGAGGAUUUGAAAACCCACCAGGCUGCUCUACGAUACUUUGAGUCCAUGUCUCAAGAAGUUGAGGAUUUGAUUAAUGACAUAGGAGAAUCGAUCACGUUGGCUGAGGACGGUAAAAAGGCUCGUGCUAUUUUUCAACAGCAGCCGGAGGCUGCAAGACAGUUGUUAGCCAAUCAGGUCAGCUUUGAAAAGAAGCAUCUGGUCAUCAUUGAAAAAUUCGGACGCUAUCCGCACAGAAAUGCAGCCUUGGGUCGCGAGCCAACAGCAGCGGAAAUUGAGUAUCUAGAAAAUGGAGGCGAAGUCUUUGGAUAA